AUGUUCCAAAGCGGCGGCGGCUACAAACAGAUAUGGGAGUACGUAUACAUGGACAAGGACAUACACAAAGCAAGCAGCGAGGCUGACGUGUCGCUCAUUAUCCAGCGAUUCCUAGAGUGGUACCGUCGCAAAGCCCCCGCCGAGCUCUGGCUCGACGUCCUCCGCCAUGCCGAGCUGUACGAAGAGUGGGAGGAGGCCGCCCUUCACCUCGACAACCUGCUGGGGCUCGACCUCUGGCGUUACAACCAGGUCUCGCGAUACUAUGAUUACCGUCUCAUCAACGAGCGCCUCGACAGCCUCGCCCUGGCGCGGGAGGACCAGGAUAUCCAUGCCCUGGUCAACCUCCUGCGCUCGGGUCUGGUGCGCAACCUCGGCAACAUCACCGCCACCAAGCUCUACAACCGCAGCUUCGCCGGCUCCAAGUUCCUCAUCGAAGAGUAUAUCACACAGGUGGCAGAGGCUAUAGAGUUCAUCAGCAGGCUGCCUGCUGUCCCGCCGAGCGGCGUGGGACUCCUAGGGAGCAACUCCUCCGGGAAUGUCGCGGGACCUCAGCCCCAGGCCCAGAGCCAAGCACCGCCCCAGAUGCCGGCCGUCCACUUCAGUGACAACAGUUCGACGACACCCGGCAGCAACGCCAGCAACGCCAGCAAUGCUGCCGCUGCGAACAUCAAGGCCCCCAUGACCAUGUCCAACCAGAUGAAGCUGGACUUUGUGCACGACACAAGACAGGCCUUCGGGCGGAGCACGCUUGUCUUGCAGGGCGGCGCAAUCUUUGGCCUCUGUCAUCUGGGCGUCGUCAAGGCUCUCUUCUUGCGUGGGCUGCUACCUCGCAUCAUCACCGGAACGGCGACGGGAGCCUUGAUCGCGGCGCUGGUGGCUAUUCACAAAGAGGAAGAGCUACCUGCAGUCCUCAAAGGCGAUGGGAUCGACCUGAGUGCUUUUGCGGCAAAAACUAGGGCCAAAGGCGAUGAGAACUCAGGAGUAGCACAGUCGGGUUCGACCAGGUGGGAGACGCUGCUUCGCAGAGUGAAGAGAUUCUACCGGGAGGGCUACUUCCUCGAUGUCAAGGUACUGGAGGAGUGUGUGCGUGCCAAUGUUGGUGAUCUUACCUUCGAGGAGGCUUAUGUCAGGAGCAAGAGGGUGUUGAACAUCACCGUAGCCGCGACGGGUCAGGGCGGCAUUCCAACGCUGCUGAACUACUUGACGGCGCCGAACGUGUUGAUAUGGACGGCUGCAGUGGCCUCCAACGCCUCUACGCCAACUUUUUAUGGCCACCGCGAGACCACCAUCCUUUGCAAGGACCAGGACGGAAAGAUUGUCCCCUGGGCCCCUGCUAAUACCAUCGACUUCCGCCACUGGACGCACGUAUCAUACUCAGAUCGAGACUCACCCCUGAUGCGUAUAGCAGAGCUUUUCAAUGUAAAUCAUUUCAUUGUUUCACAAGCGCGCCCUUACCUCAUUCCUUUCCUACAGUCAGACAUGCAUGGCCCUUCACUCUUGGAAACCCGCAACAAAACUACCUCCGUUACCGCGUUCCUGGUCAGGAUGGUCGGUCUGGAGAUUAGGCAUCGCCUCCGACAGCUUGACACGCUGGGGCUUCUACCGACCGGCAUCCGACGAUUCCUGGUCGACGAGCGGAUCCCCGGUGCCAGUGUAAUGCUCGUGCCAGAGGUAACCGCGGGAGACUUCAUCAGGCUGCUAGAGACUCCGACGAGGGAGACGCUUGACUACUGGAUAUUGAGGGGCGAGAGGAGUGUCUGGCCGGCUGUCGCGGCGCUGAAGAUCAGAUGUGCGAUCGAGACGGAGCUGGACCGUGCAUACCAAAUAGCGAGGAGGCUGAAGGCCGGCGGACUGAGGCGCAAGUCCAGUAUCUCCGUGAAUAUAUCGGGCAGUGGUAAAGAUCAGAAACAUCGGGCCAAUAGUUUUGGCGCAAGAAGCUGA
This is a messenger RNA of Diaporthe amygdali, 1941 nucleotides long. RefSeq names its product patatin-like phospholipase. The transcript has 3 exons. NCBI's taxonomy places the organism in Eukaryota, Fungi, Ascomycota, Sordariomycetes, Diaporthales, Diaporthaceae. The record is from RefSeq and is a predicted model, not a curated record. Gene Ontology annotation, molecular function: triacylglycerol lipase activity. Gene Ontology annotation, biological process: lipid metabolic process. The coding region runs from base 1 to 1941 and encodes 646 amino acids.